This is a messenger RNA of Formica exsecta, 969 nucleotides long. It is a transcript of the gene RpL6, whose product is annotated as 60S ribosomal protein L6. NCBI's taxonomy places the organism in Eukaryota, Metazoa, Arthropoda, Insecta, Hymenoptera, Formicidae. Gene Ontology annotation, biological process: cytoplasmic translation; ribosomal large subunit assembly. The transcript is spliced from 4 exons. The record is from RefSeq and is a predicted model, not a curated record. Gene Ontology annotation, cellular component: ribosome; cytosolic large ribosomal subunit. Gene Ontology annotation, molecular function: structural constituent of ribosome; RNA binding.
CGCAUUUCUUCCAAUAGAUGCGCUUACCGGAAUAACACGUGGCUCCGUCUAGGAAACGAUAUUCACCAACCUUUACGCUGCCGUUCGCUUCACGAUGGCAGAUACAAAAGUGCAAACUCCAGAGAAAAAGGCUGAACCUGCUGCGGCCAAAAAGGACGCAAAAAGCAAGGGAAAGCCUUCAAGAGGAAAACCAAGAAAUUAUGAUUUAGGAAAUGGUGUUUAUAGAUUCAGUCGUACACGUAUGUACCACAAAAAGGCAAUCUAUAAAUUCCUGGGUAAGAAGAGUGCGAAAAAGCCCAAGCCAUCGACACCAUUGACUAUCGAAAAGAAGAUUGGCGGUGAUAAAAAUGGAGAGAAACGUAUCGUACUUUUGAAGAAGAGGCGUGCAAGCUAUCCUACUGCUGACCCAGUUACUGUGCACCAUUCUAAAAAAUGUUUCCAUGAACAUCGUCGUUAUUUACGGCCUACUUUGACUCCUGGAACAGUCUGCAUUCUGUUAGCUGGACUUCACAAAGGAAAAAGAGUUGUCUUCUUAAAACAACUGAAGAGUUGGUUACAGACAAACUUAAUUAUAAUUUAUAAUUGUUAACAAACAGGACCAUUCCUGAUCAAUGCCUGCCCCUUGCGAAGAGUCAGCCAGAAUUAUGUGAUUGCCACCUCUACAAAGUUGGAUUUCUCUGGCAUUCAAUUACCCAAGCGUAUAAAUGAUGAUUACUUCAAGAGGAAACGUGACAAGCGUGCCAAGAAAGAGGAGGGUGAUAUUUUCAGCAAAAAGAAGGAGGAGUACAAACCAAGCGAUCAGAGGAAAGCUGAUCAGAAAAUAGUUGACAAGCUAGUGAUUGAUGCCAUCAAGAAGCACCCAGAUAAAAAAUUGUUGUUUACUUAUCUGUCAGCAAUGUUUGGUUUGCGAAGCAGUCAGUAUCCACACCGAAUGAAAUUUUAAUUCACUGCUUUGAAUUUUUCAAAGAA